Messenger RNA from Humulus lupulus (European hop), 1092 nucleotides. RefSeq lists its product as uncharacterized. The transcript is spliced from 3 exons. The record is from RefSeq and is a predicted model, not a curated record. The coding region runs from base 1 to 1092 and encodes 363 amino acids. Lineage: Eukaryota; Viridiplantae; Streptophyta; Magnoliopsida; Rosales; Cannabaceae.
AUGAAGGUGCCAAAGACUAUCACUUACAAUAGUCUUGUUGAUCAAUUGUAUACUUUAAUCAGAGCUGACAAGUCUCGUAUUGAUCUUGACUUAAAUGUAAUCUAUCAUUUUGGAAGUAAAGGUAUCCCUCCAUCUUUGAUUAGUAAUGAUGAUGAUGUUGCUUUUUUUCUUGAUGAGAUAGGAACAUCUAUCAAUCAUCGGACACCCCUAUGUGUGUCUACUAUAGAUAAUAGAAGUAAUGAUCCUUUGGUUACUAAAACGCGUGAGUUGUAUACUAUUCCUCCAGUUGAAACCAAAGUGAAUGAUGAUUUUUGCAUUGAUGGCAAUGAAGACAGUUGUGAUGAUGAUAACAGCAAUGCAUUAAGCUCAGAUGAUAAUGAAAAUAUUGAUAGGCCUACCUGCAGUGAUGUACUUGUGAAACAUAAUUUACAACAGUCAACCUACAAUGAAGUAUUGAAGCGCCAUGAUUCCUCAAACAAUAGAGGGGAAAGAGGCUCUACUUCAGCCUCAACGACUCAAUUACUGACAUCUUCUUCGAGUAUCAAUUCGUGGGAAAUAAAAGAUGGUCAAAUAUUUGAGAAGAAGCAAGAGUUGAAGAUGAAACUCCAUCUUUAUGCAUUAAAGAAAAACUUUGAGUUUAAAGUAAAUAAGUCUGCAAAAAAUAUAUGGUGUACAAUAUGUGUUGAUGAUAAAUGCAAAUGGAGGUUGAGGGCUACAAAAUUGGUUAAUUCCGAUAUGUUCGAGGUUCAUAAAUUUUUCGGUGAACACACAUGCUCAUUGGGUGUUCAACAUAAAGAUCACCGUCAGGCAUCCCCAUGGCUUAUUGGACAUGUCAUAAGGAGAAAAUUUGAGGGUGAUGAUGUUAAUUACAAGCCAAGGUCAAUUGUAAAAGAUACGAGUUUAUCAUAUGGAGUUCAUAUGAGCUAUGCUAAAGCUUGGAGGUGUCGAGAGCAUGCAUUGGCUUACAAAAGAGGUACACCAAAAUCAUCAUUUCAAAAACUUCCCUCAUUUCUAUACAUGAUGGAGCAAAAAAAUCCUAGAACUGUUACUCAUUUGCAGAUGGACAAUGAAGCAAGUACUCCAGAUGUUUGA